Musca vetustissima is the source of this 1761-nucleotide messenger RNA. Its product is annotated as protein peste-like. The transcript is spliced from 5 exons. Gene Ontology annotation, molecular function: scavenger receptor activity. Lineage: Eukaryota; Metazoa; Arthropoda; Insecta; Diptera; Muscidae. The coding region runs from base 1 to 1761 and encodes 586 amino acids. Gene Ontology annotation, cellular component: membrane; cytoplasm. The record is from RefSeq and is a predicted model, not a curated record.
AUGCCCCACCGAUCAUCGACAAUGAUUUUGAAAAGUACCCGAAAAUAUGCGAAAUAUUUUUAUAUUGUCCUUGGUACGCUGCUGAUAGCGUUGGGUGGAUUUUUUCUAAUCUAUUCCAGGCCAUUGUUGGAGCGAUUUAUAGAUAGUCAAAUGAUAUUACGUCCCGGUGGCGAACUGACCAAAAUGUGGGCCACUCCUGAUGUCAAUGUAUCGGUGGACUUCUAUUUUUUCAACUGGACAAAUUCUGAGGAAUUUUAUGAUAUGUCCAAGAAGCCCAAGGUGAAUGAGGUUGGACCCUUCAGUUAUAUAGAGGUGCCCUAUAAGAAGGUAUUCAAGUGGCAUGACAACAAUCACACUGUGGAUUAUGGCAAAACGCAUUAUUAUCAUUUGAAUACAACCCGUUCGAAGCUGGGGCUGAAUGACACCUUGGUGUCCAUUAAUGCUCUGUUGGCGGGUGCUGCUGCAAAAUCACGACAUUGGCCUUACCUGAUGCGCACAGUGAUCGACAUGGCCUUGAAGUUCUACAAAAACGGUGCUGUCUGGACGAGGACUGCUGAUGAAUUCUUCUUCAGGGGUUUCAAUGAUGAUAUUGUAAAUUUAUUGGCAGUGCUGCCGGCCUCGCUGAGAUAUAAUCUGGGCGUUUUUAUGCCAUGGGAUCGGAUUGGGUAUGCUUAUGCUCGCAAUGGCUCCACCGAUUACUUGGGUGUGCACAGCAUACACACCGGCGUGGGCGAUAAGUCGCAACUCGGACAAAUGGUUCAAUGGAAGGGUAAAAAUUAUACCGACGCCUUUGCUAGCGGUUGUAAUGGCGUACACGGAUCUCCGGGAGAAUUUCAGAGGACCAAUUUAAAAAAAUAUGAAUCCAUUGAAUAUUACUUUACGGAUUUUUGUCGACCGGUGACGGCGGAUUAUGACAGUGAGGUGUACUACAAAGGUGUAUGGGCUUAUCGGUAUAAAAUCUCUCCGAGUGCCUUUGACAAUGGCACUAUGUAUCCGGAAAAUAAAUGCUACUGUGAUGGUGAAUGUUUACCAUAUGGUGUAUUUAAUAUCAGUAACUGUUAUUAUGGUAUACCAAUACUGAUAUCGAAACCACAUUUUAUGGACGCUGAUCCAUUUUAUGCGGAUCAGGUUGAGGGUAUAGCACCGAAUAGGACGGCACAUGAAACAUAUCUUAUUUUGGAACCAAGAACGGGACUGAUGAUGCAUUUAACGGGUCGCUUGCAGUUGAAUAUUUAUAUAAGGCCAACAACGCAUAUAAGAUCCUUUCCCACCAAACGAAACUUUGCCUUUCCCGUCGUUUGGUUCGAUAUGACAAUGGAAAUAUCCGAUUAUGGAGCAUCACUGUUGCGGCACGUUAAAAAUUUCCCCAUGUAUUGUGACAUCAUGGGUAUUGUUCUGGUAUUAUUGGGCCUCAUUGUUGCCCUAUGGCAACCAUGUCGUGAUCAUUGGAAUAAACGUUAUGUUCGGCAUAUGGAAAUUAAUGCGCUGCCCAGUGACGAAGAUGCCAAGGUUAUUCCCGGUGAUUUAGAUGCCAAAGAUAUUAGCAGUACGAAGGAUUUAUUCGGUCUACGUUCGAAUUUUUCAUCGCUGAUGUAUAUUACACAUCCCCGCCGAAGUCUACCGAUUGUCAUCUCCCAUCUAGAUGGUGAUGAUGAGGCGUGGCGUUCAUGUCUCAGCGAAGAGCAAAGAGCCUCGAGCGAAGGGACCUCCUCCUCAUCCUCGUCCGAAGAAUGUGAUACCAGUUUAGAUAUGGAUAGUUGA